AUGGGGUGGUACCUAAAUUCGCUAACUUAUAGCGUGUUAAUUUGUGGGGUUUUGAGGAAGCGGGAUGAUGAACGUGGGAAGGAGUUGAUGUGCAGUCUUUGGGAGACAAUGAAGGAUGAAGAGGACCACUCAAGAAGGUUUUUUAAUGUGGUUUUUAAGAUUUCAGAAGAUAUGCCACAAGGGGAGAAUCCUGAUGUGAUCACUCUCAACAUAGUUAUUAAUAUGUUUUGCAAGAUGGGAGGGAUUGAAGAAGCUUUGAAAAUGCUUAAUGAUAUGAUGAUGGUAAAAUUUUAUGCCCCUGACGCCAUUAUCUUCACUAGCAUCAUAGGCGGUUUGUUAAAUGUUGGGAGAACUCAAGAAGCUCUCAAUCUAUUUGAUCAAGUAAUGCCCAAAAAUGGCAUUAGUCCUGGUGUGGUAACAUAUAAUGCAGUUCUUCGUGGCUUGUUUAAACUUCAGUUAGCAGAUGAGGGAAUAAGGGUGUUUAAUAGAAUGUUAGCUGAUGGUGUGGCUGCUAACAUUACCACAUACUCCAUCAUAAUCGAUGGAUUAUACGAUUCUAACCAAAUUGACAAGGCUAAGAAAUUCUGGGAUGAUGUUGUUUGGCCCUCAAAAGUUCAUGAUCAGUUUGUUUAUGCUUCUAUUCUCAAAGGGCUUUGUCACUUGGGCAAUUUAAAUAAAGCUUGUCAUUACCUAUAUGAACCGGUAGAUUCUGGGGUCAGUCCAAAUAUUGUUAGUUAUAACAUUGUGAUUGAUUGUGCUUGCAGGUUAGGCGUGAAGAGGGAAGCUUAUCAAAUUGUUAAUGAAAUGCGAAAGAAUGGUCUGGCCCCUGAUGCUGUAACUUGGAGGAUUCUUGACAAGUUACAUGGCACUAUGAAGGGAUGA
Molecule: messenger RNA, 882 nt
Organism: Manihot esculenta (cassava)
Lineage: Eukaryota; Viridiplantae; Streptophyta; Magnoliopsida; Malpighiales; Euphorbiaceae
Product: pentatricopeptide repeat-containing protein At3g18020-like
Exons: 3
Coding region: 1-882 (293 amino acids)
Molecular function (GO): protein binding
Source: RefSeq, a predicted model, not a curated record